Strongylocentrotus purpuratus (purple sea urchin) is the source of this 402-nucleotide messenger RNA. RefSeq names its product dynein light chain LC6, flagellar outer arm. The record is from RefSeq and is a predicted model, not a curated record. The transcript is spliced from 2 exons. Gene Ontology annotation, biological process: cilium assembly; microtubule-based process. Gene Ontology annotation, cellular component: cytoplasmic dynein complex. The coding region runs from base 91 to 360 and encodes 89 amino acids. Gene Ontology annotation, molecular function: dynein light intermediate chain binding; dynein intermediate chain binding. Lineage: Eukaryota; Metazoa; Echinodermata; Echinoidea; Camarodonta; Strongylocentrotidae.
ACCAGGCAGUGAGGUUUUUGCAAUUAACAGUCAUCUUAGCUCAGAGCUUAUCAUUCUCCAUAAGGUUAAAGCCUGAUAUUGACUGUCAUCAUGUCUGAACGCAAGGCCGUGAUCAAGAAUGCUGACAUGCCGGAAGACAUGCAGCAGGACGCAGUGGACUGCGCCACCCAAGCCCUCGAGAAGUUCAACAUCGAGAAGGACAUCGCCGCCUACAUCAAGAAGGAGUUCGACAAGAAGUACAACCCAACCUGGCAUUGCAUCGUCGGCCGCAACUUCGGCAGCUACGUGACGCACGAGACCAAGCAUUUCAUCUAUUUCUACCUCGGACAAGUGGCGGUGCUUCUUUUCAAGUCGGGAUGAUGGCUUCGUGUCUUACUAACAUUACACAUAAUGCUUGUUCAU